Drosophila hydei is the source of this 1116-nucleotide messenger RNA. RefSeq lists its product as uncharacterized. NCBI's taxonomy places the organism in Eukaryota, Metazoa, Arthropoda, Insecta, Diptera, Drosophilidae. Bases 85 to 1077 code for a protein of 330 amino acids. The transcript is spliced from 3 exons. The record is from RefSeq and is a predicted model, not a curated record.
ACACAACACAAAUAAAGCGAUUGCCACCAUUCGAUAAAUACCAAACAGCUGGCGAAAAACAAAUGAAAACAACGCGCUGUUGUCAUGUUUUUGUUUAUAAGCCGUCCCAUGGGGACGCUUGGCAAUCGUAUGCGAAUAGUACGCGAACGCUUGGGCGAUAAUUUUCUGGACAAGCUUGACGAACUGCAUUUGAAUGCUCUGCGUACUGGCCUAGUCUCCAGAGCGGAUCUACAGGAAGCUUAUCGAAACUCGCGUGACAUGAAUACCAAUCAAAAUCGGCUAAACUUCUUGUGGCUUCUGGGCAUCAUAUUUUUUAUAUUGGUAGCGACACCCGUUUUCUAUGAGACCAUUUCGUUUUUGCUCGGCGUGCGCUGUUUCGUGCCCAACAAUCACCUGGUAUGGGAGGCAACACGUCCAAUCAGCGAUUGUGAGUUCUGCAAGGGUGUUGUGGCACCUCUAAUUUUACCCAACCUAACACGCGAGGAGUUUGCUCGCUAUGCCUACUCCUCGCGACCAAUCAUUGUGAAAAAGGCCAUUGCCCAUUGGUCAGCAAAACAAAGUCUCAAUUAUACAUCUAUUAAAGAAUUGUAUGAGAGCGUGCCUGGCUCAUUGGAGACCGCAUGUCAGUUCCAGCAUUUCAAUUCAGAUCUCAAGUCGUUGCGUGACGUUUUCAAGAUGUCACCAAAGCGCGUUAAUCUGAGCGAGGGCUCGCCCUGGUUUGUGGGUUGGAGCGUUUGUCAGCCUACGGUGCUGGCGGAGCUGCGUAAGUUGUAUCCACGUCCACACUUUCUGCCAGUGGAUGCUGAAAUGCCAAACACGGACUUCAUACUGAUGGGGUAUGAACAGGGCGCCGUCAUGCAUUUGGACUACAUUCCACGUCUAAUGUGGCAGGCACAGCUGCAAGGCAACAAAAGUUGGUUCCUCUCCCCCGCGCCGGAAUGCGAUCAUCAAUGCCAGUCGUUUUUCUUCUAUGUGGAGCCAGGCGAUGCUGUAAUGGUGGAUACACGCAUCUGGUAUCAUGCCAACACCAUACCCAGAGGACAAUUCUCACUCACUGUGCAGUCCGAAUACGGGUAAAUUUUAACAUUAUAUGAAAAAAGUCUGAUGAGAGAUUUA